GUUUGUUUACUUCCGGUGAAUAGUUCACCGUCUUCCGUAUGAUGAAAUAGAUAAGAUAGUGGAGUAAAGGUAGCCUAACCCUGCUAGCUGGUAAGAUGGAGUCCAGUGAGGCCGGGGACAGGGCCAGGUCCGGGGGACAGAGUUUAGGAGCAGGCUCCUUGGUGGCAGAGGAGAACUACUUCCUAGGUUACACAUUUACAGACCGCUCCCACUCCAGCCGCGUGGUGCAGAGCAUCAUGGACCUGUGUCUGCAGGAUGGGCUGUUUGCUGACGUGACGGUGAUGGUGGAGGGGAGGGAUUUUAACCUGCACCGCCUGGUACUGUCAGCCCAGAGCAGCUUCUUUAGAUCCAUGUUCACAUCCAACCUGAGAGAGGCUCACACACGCAGCAUCCAACUGAAGGACGUCAGCGCGUCAGUCUUCCAGCUGCUAGUAGACUACAUCUACCACGGGACAGUGAAGCUGACCGUGGAGGAACUGCAGGACACCUAUGAGAUGGCUGACAUGUACCAGCUGACUGCUCUGUUUGAAGAAUGCUCCCGCUUCCUGUCACGCACUGUAGAUGUCAAGAACUGCCUACAGGUGAUGUGGCUAGCAGACCGACACAGUGACCAGGAACUAUAUACUGCAGCCAAACACUGUGCUAAGAUCCACCUGGUCCAAAUCCACCAGACGGAUGAGUUCCUCAACCUGCCACUCUGUCUCCUCAUGGACAUUAUCAAAGACGGUGUUCCGACGUCUCAGAACCCCACGGUAGCCAUCGAAUCCUGGAUCAACCACAACAAGGUGGAGAGAGAAGAGUUCUCCACUGUUCUCCAGGAGAACCUCAAGGAGAUUGGGGAGAAGGUGCAUAUCUACCUUAUAGGUAAAGAGGAGACGAGGACCCACUCCCUGGCCGUUUCCCUGCACUGUGACGAGGACGACACCAUCAGCGUCAGCGGCCAGAACAGCCUGUGUCACCAGAUCACUGCAGCCUGUAAACACGGGCCGGACCUCUACGUGGUGGGGGGGUCCAUCCCUCGCCGCAUGUGGAAGUGUAACAUGCAGACUAUGGACUGGGAGCGCUGUGCCCCCCUGCCCCGAGACCGCCUCAGCCACACCAUGGUCUCCGUCUCGCUCCAGGACGCCGUCUAUAGUCUGGGAGGUAAGACGCUCCAGGACACGCUCUCCAACGCUGUCAUUUACUACACGGUGAAGGACAACGUGUGGACGGAGACUAGCCCGCUGGAUACGGCGGUGUCUGGGGCGGCGGGGGUUAACCUGGGAGGAACCAUCUACGUACUGGGUGGGGAGGAGAACGACAUGGACUUCUUCACCAAGCCGUCACGACUCAUCCAGUGCUUCGACACGCAGACGCAGAAGUGCCAACUGAAGCAUUACGUGCUGCCGUUCGCGGGAGUGAUGCACGCCGCCGCCCACAUGGACCUGCUCUUCAUCGUUGCGGAGGGGGACUCCCUGAUCUGUUAUAACCCCCUGCUGGAGAGCUUCACCAGGCUGCGCUUCCCCGAGGUGUGGAGCUGUGUGCCGUCCUUCUGGAAGGUGGCCAGCUGUAACGGCUCCAUCUACGUGUUCAGAGAGAGGUGUACAAAAGGAGACGCUCACACGUUGAAGUUUAACCCCGCUACGUCAGUGGUGACUGUUAUCAAGGGGAUUAAGAUACUACUGACCAACUGGCAGUUUGUACUGGCCUGAAGUUUAACCCCGCUAAGGACAAAGCACUCUGUCCCGACUUGUGUGGUGUGACCCAAGCAGGAAGCACGUACAUUACGUAGCAACGUGUGUCCCUCUGUCUCCAUGGUGAUCAACCCCAGGUGCUCCUCGACUGCCUCACCAACUGGAAGAGCGUAAGUCGACGACAGUGCUACAACGUGAAUUAGUUUUGUAAAUUUUUUUUGAACGUUUUGUUGUAUAUAUAAAAAAAUAAAUAAAAAAAAAUAA
This is a messenger RNA of Coregonus clupeaformis (lake whitefish), 1937 nucleotides long. It is a transcript of the gene kbtbd4, whose product is annotated as kelch repeat and BTB (POZ) domain containing 4. Gene Ontology annotation, molecular function: protein binding. The transcript has 9 exons. The record is from RefSeq and is a predicted model, not a curated record. Lineage: Eukaryota; Metazoa; Chordata; Actinopteri; Salmoniformes; Salmonidae. The coding region runs from base 96 to 1691 and encodes 531 amino acids.